This is a messenger RNA of Leopardus geoffroyi (Geoffroy's cat), 1831 nucleotides long. RefSeq names its product NADPH oxidase activator 1 (gene NOXA1). The coding region runs from base 301 to 1722 and encodes 473 amino acids. NCBI's taxonomy places the organism in Eukaryota, Metazoa, Chordata, Mammalia, Carnivora, Felidae. The transcript is spliced from 14 exons. Gene Ontology annotation, molecular function: superoxide-generating NADPH oxidase activator activity; protein binding. Gene Ontology annotation, biological process: superoxide anion generation. The record is from RefSeq and is a predicted model, not a curated record.
GCUCUGCCGCGAGAGGGCGCUCUGGGCAGCAGGAGACGUGGCGCACCCGCGGCUCGUGGACUCCGCGCGCUCCCAGCGCCGCGUCCCACCCGGAUACCCUGCCGGCCUCGGAGUGGGGGCCCCACAUCCCCACCACGCUAGUCUCCCGACCCUGAAGGCCCUGCCUCGCGGCCCUCGGCCCGCAGUCGUCCCCGCCGGACCCCUCGCGGGACCCCCACCGCCGCCGCCGGCCGCGCCCGCCGCGCUCCCGCCCGGAAGCGCGGACUUCCGCCGCACGGUCCCGCGGGUGUCCACGCCGCCAUGCCCUCUCUCGGGGACCUGCUGCGGGAAUGGGACCGGGGCGCGCAGGCCGUAGCGCGCGGGGACUGGGACUGUGCCCUGCGCCUCUUCUCGGGCUACCCGGAGCCGUCCGCCAGGAUGUGCUUCAACGUGGGCUGCGUGCACCUGUUGGCCGGGGACCCGGAGGCCGCGCUGCGGGCAUUUGACCAAGCAGUGACCAAGGACACCUGCAUGGCUGUGGGCUUCUUCCAGCGAGGAGUGGCCAGCUUCCAGCUGGAGAGGUUCCAGGAGGCCCUGUGUGACUUCCGUCUGGCCCUGGCACAGCUGAGGGACAACACCGCCAUUGACUAUACACAGCUGGGCCUGCGGUUCAAGCUGCAUGCCUGGGAGGUGCUCUUCAACUUGGGGGCCGCACAGUGCCGCCUGGGUCUCUGGGCUGAGGCCACCCGCAGCCUAGAGGAAGCCCUCUCCAAGGGGUCAGAAGGGGCCCGAGACCACCUGUGCACUGCCCUGGACCAAGUGCAGAAACAGGUGCACCUGCAGCCUCGGCAGGGCCCCAGGGGUGAGGUCUUCCGGCCCCACAGGUGGCACCUGGAGCUCCUGGAACCAGUGGAUUUCCUGGGCAAGGCCAAGGUGGUAUCCUCUGCCUUCCCUGCCGGCCGGCAGGAGGACAUCCAGCCUCAGCAGCCCCAGGUUCAGGGUGCAGAUGGCAGCGCCAGCCCCGGAGCCACCCCACGGGCUGCAGUCACCGGGGCCUGGAAAACCCGCACCGCCUGUGGUCCCAGGAGGCCCCCCGAGACAGAGACACAGGUCGGCCCCGGGCAGGCGGGGCAGGCUGACCACCAUGCGCCCGUCCUCUCGGAUGAACAGAGGCCCAGUGUGGAACAAGUUGGCAAACAGGUUCCUCCAGGGCUGCGGGUGGCAAGGGAGCCAGACCCCGGCCCUUCUGAAGACCCCUCUCAUGCUGGGGGAGUGGCCGUGGGGGACCCUGACUCCUUGGUGACCCUCAUAGUGCAGUGUGCCUUCACACUGGCCCUGAAGGUCCCAAGAGGAGCUGACCUGUCCAGCCUGCGGACCCUGCUGAGCCAGGCCCUCCCCCACCAGGCCCAGCACGGGCAGCUCAGUUACCAAGACCCCAGCAACGAGGGGCGCUGGGUCCCCCUUGCUAGGGAGGAGGUGCUACAGAGGGCCUGGCGGGACAAGGCGGCCAGCCCUGGGGUCCUGCGGCUCCAGUGCCGGGGAGCGGGUGGCCGGCCUGUCCUCUACCAGGUGGUGGCCCGGCACAGCUACUCUGCCCAGGGGCCUGAGGACCUGGACUUACAGCCGGGGGACAUCGUGGACGUCCUGUGUGAAGUGGACCCGGCCUGGUUGGAGGGCCACUGUGAUGGCCGCAUCGGCAUUUUCCCCAAGUGCUUCGUGGUCCCAGCUGGACAGUACAUGUGAGGAGCCCAACACCCCCACCUGGAGCCCCACAUACCCCAAGCCCAGUGAGGAAAUCAGCCCUAGGAAGUCCCGUGGCAAGAAUGGUUUUAAUAAAGCAAUCUUCCCCCCA